Messenger RNA from Rotaria sp. Silwood1, 4308 nucleotides. NCBI's taxonomy places the organism in Eukaryota, Metazoa, Rotifera, Eurotatoria, Philodinida, Philodinidae. The record is from the annotation of a GenBank genome assembly.
AUGGCCAUCGGUAUACUCAUAGUUUGCUUUACUUCACCAAAACCACAAAUAUCUCAGACUCAAGAUUGGUUUGGUGUCGAAGAUCGUAAGAUACCGAUUGCAUUAGGUGACUUCAAUAAUGACAAUCAAUUGGAUAUCAUCAUCGCUCAACGCGAGAAUAAAACAAUACGUAUUUUCUUGGGAUACGGAAACGGAGCAUUUCCCACGAAACCAACGAUAUCGAUAACAUCUUCUUCUCUUUCAUACUCCAUUGCAGUUGGCGAUUUUAAUAACGAUAGUUGGUUGGAUUUUGCCGUUGCUAAUUAUAAUGACAAUAAUAUAGGCAUUUUUCUUGGCUAUGGUAACGGAAGUUUCGCAAAUGAAAAUACACACUCAACGGGCUCUUCUCGUCCACUGUCGCUCUGGAUUUAUGAUUUAAACAAUGACAAAAAAUUAGAUAUUGUUGUUGUUAACAAUGGUACGAACACUAUAGGUAUACUUUUGGGAACUGGUAAUGGAGAUUUUACUAAGCAAAUGACAUUUUCAACUGGCUUUGAUUCUCUUCCUCGUGCGGUCGUCGUUGGUGAUUUCAACGGUGAUACUCGACCAGAUAUCGCCGUCGCCAACUUUGGCACUAACACUAUUGGAGUUUUUCUUGGAUAUGGCAAUGCGAAUUUUUCAAAUCAAAUAGUAUCUCUAACAGUUGGUCAUCCUGUCUCGUUGGCCUUUGGUGAUUUGAACGACGACACUCGAUUGGAUAUCGUUGUAGCCAACUAUGAUAGUAAUAUACAAAUUCUUCUUGGAAAUGGCAACGGAGCAUUCACAAGCGAAGCUACCUACACAACAGACUUCGGUUCUCAUCCUAGUUCAGUAGUUAUGUGCGACUUCAACAAAGACGGUCGACUCGACAUUAUAGUCACCAACACUGGCACUAACAAUCUAGGUCUCUUUCUCGGUCGUGAAGAUGGAAACUUCAAAAACCAACGGAUAUAUCCUAUAAAUAACGGAGCUCUACAAAGAGUCGACACUGGAGAUUUGAACAAUGAUACUUGGAUAGAUGUCGUUGUUGCUAUUGAUAGUUCUUAUAAUGUGGGUGUCUUUCUUGGAGGUCCAGAUAAAAACCUUUUCAAUAUAAAGACAUAUUCAACUGGUGGUCUAUCUAAUCCGUAUUCAGUUGCUGUGGGCGAUUUUAACAAUGACACGCGACUAGAUGUCGUCGUAGUAAAUUAUGGCAAAGAUGAAAUAGGUGUGUUUCUUGGACAAGGAAACGGCAAUUUCGAUGCAAGAAAGACAUAUUCAACAGGGUCAUAUUCUAGGCCAGGAUCAAUCGCCAUCGGUGACUUUAACAGCGAUAAUCGACUUGAUGCCGUCGUGGUCAAUUUUGGCACUAACGAACUCGGAAUUUUUCUUGGAGAUGGCGAUGGAAGUUUUACAGAUCAAAAAACAUAUUCUACUGGAUGGAAUUCUCAGCCUAAGUCGGUAGCCGUUGGUGAUCUUAACAGCGACAAUCAGUUUGACAUUGUCGUCGCUAAUGUUGGCACUGACAACCUAGGAAUUUUUUUUGGAUAUGGGGAUGGAAGUUUUACAGAUCAAAAAACAUAUUCAACAGGUCUGAGUUCUCAACCAACUUCGAUUGUCAUGGGUGAUUUGAAUAAUGACACUCAUCUGGACAUCGCUGUCGCUAAUUCUGGUUCUAAUACCUUAGGUAUUUUUCUUGGGCAUGACAAUGGAAGCUUUUCUGAUCAAAUUGAAUAUCCAACAGGAUCGAGCUCAACGCCGAAUGCGAUCUCUAUUGGUGACUUUAACGGCGAUAAUCGACUCGAUGUCGUCGUCGUGAAUUCUGGCACUAACAAUCUAGGUAUCUUUCUUGGAAAUACAGACGGGUCUUUUUCUAAUCAAACUGAAUAUCCAACCGGAGAGAGACCCAGGCCGAAUUCAAUUACUGUUGGUGAUUUGAAUAAUGAUACCAAAUUAGAUCUUAUCGUAGCUAAUUACAACGAUAAUAAUAUAGGGGUGUUACUUGGAAAAGGUGAUGGAAGCUUUUCAACUCAAACAUCGUAUUCCACUGGAUGGGAUUCUUUUCCAAUUUCAGUCGCUCUUGGUGACUUCAACAGCGACAAUCGAUUAGAUAUAGUAGUUGUACUCUAUUUUUAUUUCUCUAUAGGUAUCUUUAUUGGAUACUAUGAUUGGCCUUUUACAGCUCCUGUAAUGUAUUCAAGUGGUUCACUUUUGACACCGUUCGCACUUGCUGUAGCAGAUUUUGACAAUGACAAUCAGUUGGAUCUUGUUGCCACUGAUUAUAAUGACGGUAGUUUAGUAAUUUACCAAAACUUUGUCAAUGGAACUUUUCCAAAUUCUAAAUUAUAUUCAACUGGUUACAUCACUGGUUUGUAUUCUAUUGCAGUAGGCGACUUCAAUAAUGAUCUUCAAGUCGAUGCCGUGGUUGUUAAUUAUGAUAGUGACAAUAUUAUCUUUUUUCUCGGAUACGGCAAUGGAAGUUUUGGGAGCGUUAUAUCAUACACAACUGGACUGGAAUCUGGUCCUUGUUCAGUUGUAGUUGGUGAUUUCAAUAAUGAUAACCGAUUGGAUAUUGUUAAUGCCAAUAAUCGUGAUAACAGCAUAGUUUUAUUUCUUCAUUAUGGCUUCGGAGCAUCUACAAAUAAAAAAAUAUAUUCAACUGCUUCUGAUAAACCGUUACGCUCGUCUGCAUAUGGAGAUUUCAAUAAAGACAGUCUAUUGGAUAUGGUUAUAGCUAAUUACGAGAGCUUCACUAUAACUGUGCUUCUUGGCGAUGGCAAUGGUGGUUUCUCGAAUCAAACUACAUACUCUACCGGAUUUGGAUCUUAUCCGUUCUCCGUUGCAGUUGGCGAUUUCAAUAGCGAUGGAUGGAUAGACAUCGUUGUAGCCAAUACGUUGACUUUCAAUAUAGGUAUAUUUCUUGGAACUAGUAAUGGAAGUUUUUCCGAACAAACUAUAUACCCAACGGGACCAGAUUCUAAGCCAACAACGGUUGUUGUUGGAGAUUUUAAUAAUGACAGCCGAUUGGACAUCGUUGUAACCAAUUAUGGCGGUUACAGUAUAGGUGUCUUUCUUGGCAAUGGUGACGGGACCUUUUCAAAUCAAACAGAAUACUCAACUGGCUAUUAUUCAUGGCCAUGGGGAAUCACGAUUGGUGAUUUCAACAACGAUGAUCGAUUGGAUGUUGUUGUCAGUAAUCAGUAUGGUUACAGUAUUGGUGUAUUUCUUGGAAAUAGGAAUGGGAGUUUUUCAAAUCAAAUCGAAUAUCCAACUGGAGAAAACUCUCUCCCUAUUGGAAUUGCAGUUGGUGACUUUAAUAAUGACAAUCGAAUGGACAUUGUUGUGGCCAAUUAUGGUAGUGACAAUGUAGGUGUAUUUUUUGGUACUGGCAAUGGAAUGUUUUUGACUCAAGUCACGUAUUCAACUGGUUAUGUAUCUGGUCCAUAUUGGGUCACCGUUGGUGAUUUUAAUAAAGAUGAUCAAUUGGAUAUUGCUGUUACUCUUUCUCUUUCUGACAAAUUAGCGAUUUGCUUCGGAGAUCGAAAUGGAACAUUUAGUAGUCCAACAACAUUUGGAACUGGUACUUCAACUUAUCCGUGGCAUUUGAUAGCUGCUGAUUUUAAUCAUGAUAACUGGCUUGACGUAGCCAUCGUCUUCGGAAAUGUUGGUGGUGUCAUUGUACUAUUGGGGAACAGAAAUUUAAUAUUUCUAGUACCUAUAAAAUAUUCAACUGGUCGAAAUUCUGCUCCACAAACUAUUGUCGCUGGAGAUUUUAAUAAUGAUAAACAUUUAGAUAUAGUUGUGACAAAUAGUAAGAGUAGUAAUAUUGGUUUAUUUCUCGGAUAUGGUGAUGGACUCUUUUCAAAGCAGCUAACAUACUCCACUGGCACUGAUUCACAGCCAUGGUCAGCUGCUGUUGGUGAUCUUAACAAUGACACUCGACUUGAUAUUGUCGUAACAAAUCGUAAUAGUGACAGUAUAGGAGUUUUUCUUGGACUUGGAAAUGGAUCGUUUAGCAAUGUCACAAUUUAUUCAACCGGUUUGCUUUCUGAUCCAAUAUCCAUUGUUAUUCUAGACUUUAACAGGGACAACAAACUAGACAUUGCUGUUGCCAAUAGUGGUGCCAACAGUAUUAGCAUAUAUCAAGGAUAUGGUGAUGGAGUCUUUUUAAGCCCAAUGACAUACUUAACUGGUUAUAAUUCUCGUCCAGUUUGGAUCGUCAUUGGUGAUUUCAAUAAGGACGACUGGAUGGAUAUUGCUAUAGCCAGUUUAGAUACAAAAAACAUAAAAGUUCUUUUGAAAUCAUGUUAA